This is a messenger RNA of Sclerotinia borealis F-4128, 906 nucleotides long. The record is from the annotation of a GenBank genome assembly. Lineage: Eukaryota; Fungi; Ascomycota; Leotiomycetes; Helotiales; Sclerotiniaceae.
AUGGCGCCCUCUUCGACAGUAAUCUCCAAACUUAAGGUCCAACUGAAGCUCUCGAUUGCUCGUCUUCGUAUGGUACAACAGAAAGAUGAAGCUGUAUCGAAACAACAGCGUCGAGCUAUGGGUCAACUUCUCGAGACCGGGAAAAUAGAAUCUGCAAAAAUCCGAGUCGAGAAUAUCAUCCGGUCCGACAUUACUACCGAACUUCACGAAAUCCUCGAGCUCUAUUGCGAGUUACUUCUUGCGCGAACGGGACUUAUGGAGACAGCGAUUUGCGAUCCAGGUUUAGAGGAAGCUGUCAAGAGUUUAAUAUAUGCCGCGCCUAGAACAGAUAUCAAGGAGCUACAACAAGUGCGGGCAUUAUUGUGCGAGAAGUAUGGAAAGGAGUUCGCAUUGCAGGCUAUGGAUAAUAGUGACGAGAAGGUCUCGGAGAAAGUACUCAAGAAGCUAUCUGUUACUCCACCAGCGAAAGAAUUGGUGAAUGGAUAUCUGGAGGAGAUCGCCAGGACAUAUGGAGUGGACUGGCCAAAGAGACCAAAGCAAGAGCUCGGACAACCCCCGGAAUUUGUAGAUGACGACGAUGACGAGAAUCCUAGUGGCGGACAGGCGCAAAAGAACUUAGAGGCGUCGCUGGUGGCGGAUGGGAGAUGCGAUGAGGAGAGAGAGGAACUGAUUAAAGCUACCCCACCAAGGAAUUUCGGACCCUCGAGCCCACUGAGAGUUAAUCCACCGAGCCCGAGUACGGACAAUUUACACCCAAGAGUGCGUGGCGCACUGGAUUUAAAGCCAACGAAAAAGAUACAAAGCGCGGCUUCACCGAAACCUGGCAUUCAAAGUAAAGGCCCAGUUGGAGGUAUGAUACCAGAUGUGGAUGAGUUAGCGGCCAGAUUUGCAGCACUCAAAAAAUGA